UGAGCAGUCGAGAGCAAGUUUUAGUUCGAAUCGGAUGUGUAGUUGCAUUGUCAAUUAGUACGAGUUGAAUACUAUUGGCAAUUCAAGCGGCUGGCUGUGCAAACGAGUUUCAUUGUUUCAUAGCAAAGCUUUUAAACUAACGCCAGCAAAAUCGUAAUACUAUAAUUAGUUACUGAAGAUGACACCCAUCUCGUUGUUGUUCGUUGUCGUUGUUUUUUCGCUGGCAACUCUGUGGCAAUUACUCCUUGCUGCACCCAAUCCAGAUAGUCGAGCAGCACAGACACACUAUGGCAACUGUUACACCGCAGACUUUGGGCAUGGUCGCUGUCUCUUGCGCAGCAACUGUGAUUUCUACGAUACGAAUGUUCUGGAUGCAACGAGCAAGCGGCAUUGCAACUCACAACAGAGACCCAAUUUGGUCUGCUGUCCACGCGAAAAGAAUGCGUUGCCUCUGGUCGCACCGCGUAUCGAUAACAACACAAAGCUAAGCACAAGUGAAGUAACUGCUGCUGCCUCCCAUGUGGCAGGCAAUUUCAACGGCGAUCAGCUGCCCAAGCAUCCGAACUGUGGCACAUCGUUUGCCUUUAAGGUGUACGGCGGCAACAACACCGGCCUUAAUGAAUUCCCCUGGACAACGUUGCUAGAGUACACGGUACAGGCAACGGGUCAAACGCAGCGUAUUUGUGGCGCCUCCUUUAUUGCCGGACGCUGGCUGCUCACAGCGGCCCAUUGUGUGCAUCAAAGUUUUCUGGGCAGUGGCCGCAAGUUAAGCGGCGCUAGGCUCGGUGAAUGGAAUCAGACAAGCAAUCCGGAUUGCAUCACGAAUUGGAAUGGCAGACGGGAAUGUGCACCACCGUUUAUUCAGGCCAGCUUUGAUCGCACAAUUAUCCAUCCACAAUUCGAGCUCGAGAACUGGACCAAUGACAUUGCUCUGCUGCGGCUCACCAGCGCCGUCGAUUGGAGUCAGCAUCACCCCUUGGAGCCUGUCUGCCUGCCGCCGUCGUCAGGAGCUGGCGGAGCAGCUGGCAGUGAUCAACUUGAGGGCAGUGCCGUUGAUGUCUCGGGCUGGGGUCUCACUGAGAAAAACAACGAGCCGAGCGCGGUUAAACGCAAAGCGGUGCUUCUCGUGCAGUCGCAAAGUCAAUGCCAGGCCACAUAUAGGAAUGAGGGUUAUUCUAUCAUUGAUAGUCAGAUUUGCGCUAGUGGCGGUCGUAAUGUCGACUCGUGUUCCGGUGAUUCCGGUGGUCCGCUCACUCUCGAGACUUAUACGGCCGAUAGGAAUCUUUAUGUGUAUCAGGCUGGCAUCGUGUCGUAUGGCAAAAAGCGUUGCGGCCAAGCGAAUUUUCCGGGUGUUUACACCAGAGUCAGCAGCUUUAUGGACUGGAUUGAGCAGACCAUACGCAACAACAGUGAUGGGUAGUGACGUCUGAGCGGUGACAUUUAGUGACGGCAUUGUGUCAGUCUCUGUCUGGGACUUCACCGAGAGUUGUGUGUGUCCAUAGUUCAGCGUAAUCGUUGUGAGGUUUUUCCUUUUUCUUCUGUUGUUAUAUUCCCCCGCUGUCCAUUGACGUCACUGUCACUGUAUGUGUGUUGUCUUGUCUUGUCUUGUCUUGUCUUGGUCAUGAUAUCCGUACAAUUAGGUAACCAUGUUGUGCAGCUUAGGAAUCUAAGACACAAUCAAAUAUGAUUAAAUGUAAAUUCGAAUUUAUAGCUAGCACUUGUUAUCGUACCUUCAUUUACACAGUAGUAGUAGGCAGCUAGAUAGAGAAAAUGAUCGUCAAAUAAGUACUAAAUUAAGUAAAGUACAUUUUUAUGUUUACUUAUUAUUGAGUGCAAAGAGUGCGAAAAGUUCCAUGUUCUAUAUUUGUCGCUUGCAUAAUUUAAUCGCAUCUAUACGGUUUUACGACCAGUGUAAAGAGCAGAGGAAAACAUUUUCUAUACUUGUUGAUUACGCAGAGAGCACAGAGCAUUGUAUAGUCGAGUACUUUUGUUUUCAAUAUGUAAUUUUAAUUUUUACUAUGUGCAGCUUGUUUACGACAAUAUUUCUUUUCUAUUUAUGUAUUUACUAUAUUUUUUUUUUGUGUUUUUCUAUUGUAAAGAUUAGACGUCAUAAAUUUGCAUA
Drosophila nasuta is the source of this 2122-nucleotide messenger RNA. It is a transcript of the gene Ser7, whose product is annotated as serine protease Ser7. Lineage: Eukaryota; Metazoa; Arthropoda; Insecta; Diptera; Drosophilidae. Gene Ontology annotation, molecular function: serine-type endopeptidase activity. The transcript has 3 exons. Bases 179 to 1420 code for a protein of 413 amino acids. Gene Ontology annotation, biological process: proteolysis. The record is from RefSeq and is a predicted model, not a curated record.